Molecule: messenger RNA, 832 nt
Organism: Pantherophis guttatus
Lineage: Eukaryota; Metazoa; Chordata; Lepidosauria; Squamata; Colubridae
Gene: ZNHIT3
Product: zinc finger HIT-type containing 3
Biological process (GO): box C/D snoRNP assembly; maturation of LSU-rRNA from tricistronic rRNA transcript (SSU-rRNA, 5.8S rRNA, LSU-rRNA); snoRNA localization
Cellular component (GO): nucleus; pre-snoRNP complex
Molecular function (GO): protein binding
Source: RefSeq, a predicted model, not a curated record
GAAGCAGAAGAGCCGGAGAGCCGGGCUUGGUGCGGCCAUGCCGGGGAUCCCUGGCGAAGGGCGAUGCGUGGUCUGCGGGCGAGAGGGGCGCCAGGCCGCGAAGUACCGCUGUCCGGGCUGCCGGGAGAGAUAUUGUUCAGUGCCCUGUUACAAGAAGCAUAAAGAAGAGUGCGCUUCCGGAGCGGAUCCAGCCACGCGGCCUGCAGAUUCAGAUGCUUCCUGCUCCAUUCAGAGGGAGAAAUCACAGAGAGCUGAAGGCGGUCCUUGGUCUGUGGAUGACAUUUUGACCGAAGAUGAUGAAGACGAUAGGGUGCCUCUUCAGAAACUUCAGCUAUUGAAGGACUCGGAAGAGCUCCAAGCCAUCCUUUCGAAUCCUCACCUCCGGACGCUGCUGCUUACCAUCGACCAAGCCAAAGAUAAGAGUGCUCUCAUGAAAAAAUACAUGCAGGAACCUGUCUUCGUGGAGUUUGCAGAUUGUUGCCUGAGGACUGUCGAGCCGGAAGUGAAGAACGAAAUUCCAGAGUGAAUGUCUAGGAGUCAAAUAGAGGUUUUUCCAGCCCAGGAAAGUGGCUAGCAAAUUUGGAAAUGCUUUCUCUUAUUCACUUGCUGUUGGAAUCUCUUGGGACAGAAUGAGCUACGUUGCUCCCAAGAACGGUUGAUCCAAGCAGGGUGGGUGGGUAGGGGAGGGUCAUUUUCACAAGCUGAAUUAUUAUUAUUAUUUUGAACCACCAAAUUUUUGCCAGUUUCAGAGUGGCAAUUCUUCUGAUUUUGAAAGGGAGAAAAAUGCUUUUAUUAAAUAAAUUCUUUAAUAAAGUCUAACCUCCUUUUCACA